GCUGGCACUCUCCUCCUGCUGAACGCGCUAGAGAGCAGUGGGACUCCAGUUGGCUGUGUGCGCUCAGACGCACAGACGCAAGCAUCCCACUGGUUGGACUUUUUGCUUCCACCGCUGCUCUGAUCCCCUGUCUUUGUCUCCUGGCGGUCGAGAAGACCACCGGCGCGGAGGCGAGAAUAAAGAAAGAAGUGCUUCUUUUUUUCCCCUUUCCUGCUUAGACUGCCGAGGAGUCCGAGAAACUGUAGAAUCGGGACUUUUUGUUUUUGAAGGGGGAAAUAAUUCCUCGCAUGAGGCGAGCUGGAUCGGUUCUGCACAGCAGAGCGCGCACUGCUACACCGUUUCAAUGGAUCCAAUACAGUGGAAGUACCCUGGGAAUUAAACUGCUGUUAAAUCGCCUUUAAUUCGCAAAUUAUCAUCCAACGAGUUUUUUGGGGAGUUGUUUGUUUUACGCGCAAAGGAAAACGAUGCUCCUCGCAGUGUUGUAUGUUCUGCUGCCUCUUUUAGAUGUGCUGUCUUACGCGGAGGAGAACCUGCGCGCCAAGACAAGCUGGCUGGACUGCGUGAGGGCCAGCGACCAGUGUCUGCAUGAGCAGGCGUGCAGCACCAAGUACCGCACAAUGAGGCAGUGCGUGGCCGGCGGCAGGAAGAGCAACUUCAGCAUGGUGGCCGGCCUGGAGGCCAAGGACGAGUGCCGGAGCGCCAUGGACGCGCUCAAACAGAGCCCGCUGUACAACUGCCGGUGUAAACGGGGCAUGAAGAAAGAGAAGAACUGCCUGCGCAUUUACUGGGGGAUCUACCAGACGUUACAAGGCAAUGAUUUCUUGGAGGAUUCUCCAUAUGAGCCUGUGAACAGCCGCCUGUCUGACAUAUUCCGCCUGGCUCCCAUCAUGGAGGGUGGGGAAUCUUGGAGCAGCUCUGCCACCUCCGCUCCAGACAGGGGGGCUGCCCAGGGCAGGGUAUCCCAGGGCAGAGAGCCUGCUCUGGGCAGAGGGAACCCCUCCUCCACGGAACUUCAGGAUCCCAGUAGAAACAGAAGAGCUCAUCCCAAUUGGGCCAUACUGGGUGAGCCUGCAGUGGCAAGAGAGAACAACUGUUUGAAUGCAGCCAAAGCCUGCAACCUGAACGACACGUGUAAGAAAUACCGCUCGGCCUACAUCAACCCCUGCACCACCCGUGUCUCCACGGCUGAAGUCUGCAACAAGAGGAAGUGCCACAAGGCCCUGCGGCAGUUCUUUGACAAGGUUCCUCCAAAGCACAGCUAUGGCAUGCUGUUCUGCUCAUGCCCGCUCAGUGACCAGACGGCGUGCUCGGAACGAAGGCGUCAGACCAUCGUCCCCGUCUGUUCCUACGAAGAGAAGCAGAAACCCAAUUGUCUGGAACUGCAGGCCACCUGCAAGACCAACUACAUCUGCAGGUCACGACUCGCUGACUUCUUUGUUAACUGCCAGCCAGAGCCUCGCUCACUGUCAGGUUGUCUGAAGGAGAACUACGCAGACUGCCUCCUCUCAUACUCGGGCCUGAUGGGUACUGUGAUGACUCCCAACUACCUGCGCCAGCCCAAAAUCAGCGUGUCUCCCUACUGCGACUGCAGCAACAGCGGCAACAAGAAGGACGAGUGCGACAAGUUCACAGAGUUUUUCACGGACAACAACUGCCUGCGUAACGCCAUCCAGGCCUUUGGCAAUGGGACAGACGUCGGAGUGUGGCAGCCAAUGUCCCCCGUCCAGACCACCACCUCCACCACAACCCCCUACCAAAGAAACCGCAACCCCAACACCAUUGACAACCACAUCAACACUGACCCUGGCAUCUAUCACUUCUGUGGCAGCCUACAGGCUCAGAAGCUGAAGUCGAACUCGACUGUUGAAGGCGUCAUCUGCGUGGACCCUCAGAUAGACGAUCCAAGUGCGUCCAACGCCAUCCUGAGAAACUCAGCGACCUCCAGACGGCCCUCUGGCCUGGCCUCCCUGCUGCCCCCACUGCUCUGGAUGUGGUACUGCAGCCUGCCGACGCCCUCCUUGCUGGGCAACUUGUAGCCUCAACGCUUCACAGCAACAAACUAGAACGGACUGACAAACACAGAUUUGUAUAAAAGAAAAAUAAAAUACAAGAAAUUAUAUCCUUUCUUUUCAGUAAUACCUGUCGUACUUUCAUUUUGUCCUGGAUUCUAUCUCUGUUUUUACUCCUACUUUCACUUUUUUUAAUGAAUUUUUGGAAAGGUUGUUGUCUUUUUUUUUUCUUUUCUUUUCUUUUCUUUUCUUUUCUUUUUUAUAGCAUUACAGCCGUAUGCUACUACAGUGAUCUACUAUACAUGUUAACUCAGUUUUGGCUCAUGCGUUCAUGUGGGGUUAGUUAAAAAAAGGGGGGGGGAUAAAAGCUUCUCACGAGAGCAGAAAUGAGAAAAUAGUCGAGGACUACAUUCCAAUAAACUAUGGAAGGUGGUGGUACACGAAAAUGUAAAUUAACAUCCAUUUUCAGAGUCGUCCGGUCAGUUUUUACCCACGUCUGUUUGUGUGUUGAGGCUAUAGGUGGGAUCUUUCGCAUAAAAAGUCACAGUCGGUUCAGUGACGGCUACAUGUUUAUGACUUGGGCAGCCUUUUAGGUGUUAUUCAGUCUCCUCUGUGGUCUGUGUAUGUUUUGAUGAUGACGUGAUCUGGUACUUGACUUUUAUUUUCAGCUGAAUGAAAGACAAAAAACAAACAAAAAAAAAACUUUGUGGAUGAACGCCAACUUAAAAAGAACUUCUGCGCCCAGGCUCCCUUCACCGUUCACACUGAACACUUGUCGCUGCCGGCAAAAGCACACGUGCAAAGUCCCACAAACACAUAAUGCACAUUUUCACACACUCAGACUAAAACACACACACACACACACACACACACCAGGCUCUCAGCUCCCUCUCUUUCCAGUGUUGCUCAGAGAUCACUGGACAGUACGCUGCUGUGGAUGGCUGAAUCCACUCCGCUCAUUAGUGAUUGUACAUACUCGUAACGGUCCAAGCCAUGUUUGGUGUUUCUUUACGGGAGGAGGGAGAAACAAAGAGAGAAACUGCUGAAGUAUCACCUGACUGAUCUAAUAUUCUUUUUCUUUUUUAAGUCUCGAUGAACUUUACUGCGUUGUGUCCAGGAAAACAUGACCUGAUGUCAAAACCCUGGCUUAUUGUUGCUCAAAGCGUCGUCCUCUGUCAGUUCUUUGUUACGACUUGUUGCCUCAAUUGUGAAACUGUCGCAAGGAAACGGACCGUUUGCCAAACAACUCCUACAUUAGUCACUAUCAAGAUUUGUUUUGCGGCUCAGCGUGCGCCGUUUAUGGCAAAAGAGGAAGAAAAUAUAAUAAAAGUACUGUUUGGAAGAAUUUAGGAAAAAAAGAGUAGGCUCCUCUGUGUAAACGGUAGUGAGAUUUAUCUGCUGUAAUGUCAACAUUGGCCGCUAGCUAAUUAACAAAUGACUGGUUAGAAAAAGCAUGUACAAGUGACUCUGCAUCACAUCUGUAACGUCUGCUAAAUAAUCCUCAUCAGAUGGUAAUGCAGGUAAACGCACUGCUGAUGUUUGUUAAGUUAGAGGCUGGACAUUGAUAAGACUGGACUCUUGUUUUGCUCUUAUAUAACAUAAUAUACAGAAACACCAAUGUGAGAAAAGAGAAAUGUCUUCAAGGACUCAUGUAAUUUGCAUAAGUACCCUCAAACCCAGCAGAGGUCAGGCAGCUCUUAUCAGAAUGAGCCUGGUAAUGGUCUGUUUGGAUUUCAUUAUGGGCCGUUUUUCAACCAAUAACAACUGACAGUUGACAAAUUUCUGCUGUUUACACAGUUAGGGUAGGAAGUCAUGGCUAAUAGUUUCAUCACCAUCUCCAUUUUUUUGUUUUCAAAAGAUUUUUCUCAGUAUUCCCAGUGUGAAGCAUUCUUUAGGAUUUUAAAGCAGCCAUAGUUUGAACUCACUCGUUACCUGGCUUUGUAAUGAAGGCCAGGGAAGGAAUGCUAACGUUAACAGCUCAUGCUACAUGCCUGGAUUUUUGCUUUGUAAAGGAGUAGAAAAAUGACGCCACCCUUCCAACUUCCGAUUUGAUGCUAGCUGCCUUAACAGACGUUGUUUGACCUGCUGAACCACAGACUGUAUAUUAAAAAGUCUGUGUGCUAGCCGAGCCUAGUUGCGGUUGAUAAGCUGUGACCGAACGGUUGCAAAUUGGGACAGGGGUGUAGCAAACAGUCAAUUCCUUCUUUUUCUUUUUUCUUUUUUUUAAAGCAUUUCUGAACUGUAUGUAAACCAUGAAACCAUUUCAUUAGCCUGCUACCAAGGCCUGAUGGGGGCAUCGUGACCACGUUCUGUUUUCGGGAGUAGGAGAACAUCUCUUUACAUCUGUUUCUCAGAGGGAGCUAUACGGUCUGCAGGAACUCUAAGCUUUGAAUUUGACAGACUUCCCUGAGUCACGAUUUCGUGGCUCUGUGGCAUGUUGAGCAGAUUCCUUUCAGCUGUCCAGACACGGCAACACGAGCAUUUCUAACUCGCUGCUUAGGUUCACGUAGCCUCUCACAAUUAAUGUAUAGUAGAAGUUAAAUGUUAUUUACCGAGCAUAAACAUGGUAUAUGCACUGUAUGUACUUGGCUGAAUUGGACAAAUAAAUGUCUGAUGGUAUUCUAUUUCAGAGCAUUGUGAGCUAUUUUGACAUUCAGAUGAGAUGAAUAAGAUGAGUACAUUGAAUAAGUCAGAAUAUUGUUUUUUACAACAACUUAAAUGUAUAUUUCUCCCACUAUGUACAUGAUUAUUGACUAUUAUUACAUCUGAGAAAGAGGAUAUCAAUGUAACUUUACUGUAGUUAAAAAACGACUGUAUUUCCUGAAAGCAUAUUGUUUUGUACCAUAGCCCCAUUUAUGACAUUGCUUAAAUAUAGUGUUGAUUUUUCUUUUUUGGGCUAAGAGUUACACUUAUUUUUCUAUCUUUUACUAAUGUAGUUUUUUGCAGUUUUGAUGAGUUGAAGUGAAUGAGAUGGAACUGCCACAGAUUUGGAUGGUUCAACUUUUUGUACAACCAUUCAGUGACUGUAGUCGUGUUGGUUCUACCGCUAAAGUAGUGACAGCGAUGGAAGCUAGAAUUCGUUGCACGGUGAAAGACAGAGGAAGUAAAUUAAUAUUUUAAAAUGUUUUUGACCGGAGCAGGGAAAUGUGAAUCUGAAUGUGUGCAGUUUGGAUGGAAAAUUAAGAAGAAAUGUUUUAAUUUGCUAAAUAACAAAUGGUGUUUCUCAAAAUUGUGUCUUAAAGUAAUUUUCUAUUUAAGCUUCAUGGGCGGUUCAGUGCAUUGUUUGAGGGCAUCACCUGAGAUGAGAAGACCUCAAAAAUUAGGUCACUUCUUCCUCAAUUAAGCAUCCCACUUUUGGACCAAACUAAAAAAGUAAAGCUGGUAAAUAUGUUCGGUGUCCAUCAACAUCCCCAUCUGUUGCUUAAAAAUAACAGAAAUGGCUUCUUUGGAGGUGCAGCCUCCUGCGGGCUCGCCGGCAUCAUUAACUUCUUCUUAGCUUGUGAAAAUGUAAAAUCUAUUGUACAAAAGUUAUAAUUAAAAACUGUUAAAUCACCCAGA
Messenger RNA from Mugil cephalus (flathead mullet), 5567 nucleotides. RefSeq names its product gdnf family receptor alpha 1a (gene gfra1a). Gene Ontology annotation, molecular function: signaling receptor activity. The transcript is spliced from 11 exons. The coding region runs from base 465 to 2036 and encodes 523 amino acids. Gene Ontology annotation, cellular component: signaling receptor complex; external side of plasma membrane. NCBI's taxonomy places the organism in Eukaryota, Metazoa, Chordata, Actinopteri, Mugiliformes, Mugilidae. The record is from RefSeq and is a predicted model, not a curated record. Gene Ontology annotation, biological process: nervous system development.